Molecule: messenger RNA, 5022 nt
Organism: Orcinus orca (killer whale)
Lineage: Eukaryota; Metazoa; Chordata; Mammalia; Artiodactyla; Delphinidae
Gene: STK36
Product: serine/threonine kinase 36
Exons: 24
Coding region: 1241-4789 (1182 amino acids)
Biological process (GO): protein phosphorylation
Cellular component (GO): cytoplasm
Molecular function (GO): ATP binding; protein kinase activity
Source: RefSeq, a predicted model, not a curated record
GGUGGGAACAAGGUUGGGUUGGGAGACAGGAAGAGAAAAGGAGGGAGGAUUGCGGAAGGCACUCUGCUCCAAGAUCUCAUCUUUCCAUUCUCUACCCUACCUUAUUUAUGAGGCCUGGAUUGUUACGAAAAAAAAGGAAAAGGCAAGGCGGCUAACGUUAACCUUUCUUUCAUGCCCGAACCAGGCCUCCCAGAUGUGUGGAACUGUCCCUGGAGCUGUAGCCCUUCACCACCAUCUCUAUCUCCUUCUGAGGGAUCCUGAAAUCUCUGUCAUGGAAAAGUACCACGUGUUGGAGAUGAUUGGAGAAGGCUCUUUCGGGAGGGUGUACAAGGGUCGAAGAAAAUACAGCGCUCAGGUGGUGAACAAAGAGGGAUAUCUCUUGGGUGGUAUCCCACACCCUCAACUCCAGUGGAGAAUGGGGCCAGAAUACUGACCUGUAUUCGUAGGACACUGAUUCCUUCAUACUUAUGAAAUAUGAGCUCUGAAAUUGGAUUACUUGGGUUCAAAUCGCAGCUCCACCACUUUCUAGCCUUAGAACUAUAGACAAGUUACUCAACCUCUCUAUGUCUCAGUUUCCUCAUCUAUAGAAUGAAAAUAGAACAGCGUCUUAUUGGGGUAUGAGGAUUAAGUGUGAUGUCACACUGAAUAUCUUAGAGCAGUGCUUGGCACCUAGUAAACAGCAAUUAUAAUUAUUUUUAAUAUUAUUAUCUAUCAUACCAUGAAGGAAGGGAUAAACCACCUGAACUCUAUUCUUCCCUCUUCAUUUUUUCUUCCUUCCCUUUCCCCUAAAUCCCUUAAAUAUUGAGUUCUUUAUCCAGUUCUUUUCCCAGAAUACACCAAAGGGAUCUAUCUGGCAGAGGCUCUUUCCUCCUAGGGUGAGAGCAGGGGAAACCUGGGUAAGACCAGGGUACCAUGGGGAAAGUCGAGUGGGAGACUAGCAAGUAUAGUGAGAAUUGCUCAAACAAUCUGAAGUCUGAGUUCUGGAGCUUUGAGGCUAAUGUUUAAAUAGUGUGGUUAGGCCUUGACUCUUGACCUUACCACUGACAGGUGGUGGCCCUGAAGUUCAUUCCAAAAUUGGGACGCUCAGAGAAAGAGCUGAGGAAUCUGCAACGAGAGAUUGAAAUCAUGCGGGGUCUGCGGCAUCCCAAUAUUGUGCAUAUGCUUGACAGCUUUGAGACUGACAAAGAGGUGGUGGUGGUGACAGACUAUGCUGAGGGAGAGCUUUUUCAAAUCCUAGAAGAUGAUGGAAAACUUCCCGAAGAGCAGAUUUGCCCGGGCUAUGAGCACCAACACGAUGGUGCUGACAUCCAUUAAAGGCACACCACUCUACAUGUCUCCAGAGCUGGUGGAGGAACGACCAUACGACCACACCGCGGACCUCUGGUCUGUGGGCUGCAUACUGUAUGAGCUGGCAGUGGGCACUCCUCCCUUCUAUACCACGAGCAUCUUUCAGCUGGUCAGCCUCAUUCUCAAGGACCCUGUGCGCUGGCCCCCCACCAUUAGUCCUUGCUUCAAGAACUUCCUUCAGGGACUGCUCACCAAGGACCCCCGGCAGCGUCUGUCCUGGCCAGACCUGUUACAUCAUCCCUUUAUUGCUGGUCGUGUCACCAUAUUAACCGAGUCAGCAGGCCCAGAUUUGGGUACCCCAUUCACCAGUCGCUUACCCCCAGAACUUCAGGUCCUAAAGGACCAACAGGCGCAUCGUCUGGCCCCCAAGGGCAAUCGAUCUCGCAUCUUGCGGCAAGCCUAUAGGCACAUGGCUGAGGAGGCCAAGCAGAAGAAACACCAGAACCCAGGACCUGCCCUCGAGCAAGAGGACAGGACCAGCAAGGUGGCUUCUGGCACAGCCUCUCUGACCAGACUAAAGGCCACUCCUCAGGAACCAAGUCUCUUGACUGGGGUCUUAGGCUCAGAAAUGAAGAGCAGCUGGGCUGAGUGGAGGGCUGGAGAAGCUCCCCCUGCGCCUUGCAGGGAAAACUGGAUCACCCAGGAUUGUGAGCAAGCAUUCCCAGAGCUGAGGCCAGAGGUGGUGGGCCAGCAGAGCCUUGAUGCAGUUGACCUAGAAAAUGAGGAGCCAGGCAACGAUGAUGCUGAGUGGCGGCACCUGCUAGAGACCACUGAGCCUGUGCCCGUCCAACUGAAGGCCCCUCUCGCCCUGCUGUGCAAUCCCGACUUCUGCCAGCGCAUCCAGAGUCAGCUGCAUGAGGCUGCAGGGCAGAUCCUGAAAGGCGUGCUGGAGGGCGCUUCCCAUAUCCUUCCUGUGCUCCGGGUCCUGAGCAGUCUUCUGUCCAGCUGCGGUGGUGACUCUGUUUCCUUGUACUCCUUCUGCCGAGGGGCAGGGCUCCCCUGGCUGCUGCUCAGCCUCCUCCGACACAGCCAGGAGAGCAGCAGUAUCCAGCAGCAGCGUUGGUAUGGGACCUUCUUACGGGACCUGAUGGCUGUGAUUCAGGCCUACUUUGCCUGCACCUUCAAUCUGGAGAGGAGCCAGACAGGUGACAGCCUACAGGUAUUUCAGGAAGCUGCCAACCUCUUUCUGGAGCUCUUGGGGAAACUACUGGCCCAACCAGAUGACUCCGAGCAGACUUUGCGGAGGGACAGCCUUAUGUGCUUUACUGUUCUGUGUGAAGCCAUGGAUGGGAACAGCUGGACCAUCUCCAGAGCUUUCUACUCCAGCCUGAUGACCACACAGCGGGCUGUGUUGGAUGGGCUCCUUCAUGGCUUGACAGUUCCACAGCUCCCUUUCCACAGCCCCCCAGGAGCCCCCGAGGUGAGCCAGCCGCUUCGGGAGCAGAGUGAGGAUCUGCCUGGAGCCCUCUCCUCGGCACUGGCAGCCUUAUGCACUGCUCCUGUGGGGCUACCUGGCUGCUGGGAAGCCAAGGCGCAGAUCUCCCGGCAUUUGGCAAACCAGCUCACUGAAGACAGCAACCAACUGAGGUCAUCCCUCAUCUCUGGCCUGCAGCAUCCCAUCCUGUGCCUACACCUUCUCAAGGUUCUCUACUCCUGCUGCCACGUCAGUGAGCCCCUGUGCUGUCUUCUAGGGCAAGAGCCCCUGGCCUUGGAGUCACUGUGGAAGUUGGUCCAGGGCAAGGUAAAGGUAGUGGAUUGGGAAGAGUCUGCUGAAGUGGCACUGUACCUCCUCUCCCUUCUUGUCCUUCACCUCCAAGAUCUGCCUUCUGGAAUGGAGAAGCUAGGCAGUGAGGUUGCUACUGUCUUUACCCAUUCACACGUCGUCUCUCUUGUGAGCGCGGCAGCCUGUCUGUUGGGACAGCUUGGUCAGCAAGGGGUGACUUUUGACCUCCAGCCUGUGGAGUGGAUUGCAGCUGCCACACAUGCCCUGUCCGCCCCUGCGGAGGUCCGGCUGACUCCACCGGGUGGCUGUGGAUUCUAUGAUGGCCUCCUCAUGCUUCUGCUGCAGCUGCUCAUCCAGCAGGGGAAGGGUAAUCCAGUAAGGGUCGUGGCUAGCUCAGAAAUGUGGACCGUUCUGUGGCACCGCUUCUCCAUGGUGCUGAGGCUCCCUGAGGAGGCAUCUGUACAGGAAGAGGAGCUGUCACUGUCCAGUCCACAAAGCCCAGAGCCAGACUGGACGCUGAUCUCACCCCAAGGUAUGGCAGCCCUGCUGAGCCUGGCCAUGGCCACCUUUACCCAGGAACCCCAGUUAUGCCUGAGCCACCUGUCUCAGCGUGGAAGUAUCCUCAUGUCCACCCUGAAGCAUCUGCUUUCGCCCAGCUUCCUGCAUCACCUGACCCAGGCGCCUCAGGGGCCUGAGUUUCUCCCCGUUGUGGUGCUCUCUGUCUGCCAGCUCCUCUGCUUCCCCUUCGCCCUGGAUGUGGACGCUGACCUCCUUGAAGGUGUCUUGGCUGACCUCACAGACUCAGAAGUCACAGCCCACCUGCUGCAGGUCUGCCGCCACCAUCUUCCACUGACACAAGCCGAGCUGCCCAUCAGUCUGCUCACACGCCUGGCCCUCUCUGAGCCCCCCUCUCUCAACCAGUUUGUGAGCACAGUAGCCGCCUGCCCUACAACCACCAUCUCAUUCCUCUCAGCUGCCCUCCUGGGUGACCAGCCGCUGCUGACCUCUGACCUUCUCUCCCUCCUGGCCCACACCGCUCGGGUACUGUCUCCCAGCCAUUUGUCCUUUAUCCAAGAACUCCUGGCUGGCCCCGAUGAAUCCUAUCGGCCCCUGCGCAGCCUCCUGGGCCACCCAGAGAAUUCUGUGCGGGCCCGUACUUACGGGCUUCUGGGACACUUGCUCCAGCACAGCGGAGCCCUGCGUGGGGCCCUGCAGAGCCAGCUAGGACUGCUCAACCUUUUGCUGCUGGGGCUUGGAGACAAAGACCCUGCUGUGCGGCGUGGUGCCAGCUUUGCUGUGGGCAAUGCAGCCUACCAAGCUGGUCCCCUGGGGCCUGCCCUGGCAGCUGCGGUGCCCGGUAUGACCCAGCUCCUUGGAGAUCCUCAGGCUGGUAUCCGGCGCAAUGCCGCAUCAGCUCUGGGCAACUUGGGGCCUGAGGGUUUGGGGGACGAGCUGGUACGGUGCCAAGUACCCCAGCGGCUCCUAGAGGUGGCGUGUGGAGACCCCCAGCCAAAUGUGAAGGAGGCCGCCCUCGUUGCCCUCCGGAGCCUCCAACAGGAGCCCUGCAUCCAUCAGGUGCUGGUGUCCCUGGGUGCCAGUGAGAAGUUAGCCUUGCUCUCUCUGGGGAAUCAGUUACUGCCACGUAGCAGUCCCAGGCCGGCCUCUACCAAACACUGCAGGAAGCUCAUUCACCUCUUGAGGCCAACCCACAAUACAUGACCCCAGAUUCCUGGGGUCCAGCCUCCAACGUUCAUUGCCCUACUGUUGCCAGCCCUUCCUUUUUCUGCUCUACAAGCCGCCAACUCAACCAAGAGCUAAAGAGACUGAAAGAGAUAAGCUGCCAAUCAACUGAUUUGAGAACGAGAACCUAGAAGAGAUUUAUGUAUAAAGCUCCUUCUUUCCCCCAGAUUCAGGAUGAUUUCAGCCAGUAAACUUCAUUAUUGUUGGUGCCA